GAGACUAUGUAGUCAUGUCUGUUUACUUUAACCUGAGCAGGAGAAUGGGUUAUUUCACUAUUCAGACCUACAUUCCCUGCACACUGAUUGUUGUGUUGUCCUGGGUCUCUUUCUGGAUUAAUAAGGAUGCAGUUCCAGCCAGAACAUCACUGGGUAUUACAACUGUCCUGACAAUGACCACCCUAAGUACAAUUGCUCGUAAAUCUCUUCCCAAAGUCUCCUAUGUGACAGCAAUGGAUCUUUUUGUGUCAGUCUGCUUCAUUUUUGUUUUCUCUGCACUGGUGGAAUAUGGGACUUUGCACUACUUUGUCAGCAACAGAAAGCCAAGCAAGGAUAAAGACAAAAAGAAGAAAAAUCCGCUUCUUCGGAUGUUUUCCUUCAAGGCACCUACAAUUGACAUCCGGCCUCGGUCAGCUACUAUUCAAAUGAACAAUGCUACACACCUCCAAGAAAGGGAUGAAGAAUAUGGGUAUGAGUGUCUUGAUGGCAAGGACUGUGCCAGUUUUUUUUGCUGCUUUGAGGAUUGUCGAACAGGAGCAUGGAGACAUGGAAGAAUACAUAUCCGCAUUGCCAAAAUGGACUCCUAUGCCCGCAUCUUCUUCCCAACUGCCUUCUGUUUGUUUAACCUGGUGUAUUGGGUAUCAUAUCUUUACCUUUAAAAGCAGAAGGAAAUCAGUGAUAUGAGCCUUACUCACUGAAUUUCUUAGAGAGAUGGUUUCCUAAGUCCACUUGAAGUAUUUACGAUGCGCUUUAUAGUGGUCUGAAUUCUUUAGUGCCAUAACCCAGUAAAUAUCAGUCAUAUCAUUUCUCAAAAAAUUACCAUCAGGUUACUGUGAAUUAAAUGUCCAUUCAACAUGCUGAAAUAAUUUGAAAUAAAAAUCAUAGAAACAAGUAAUAUACAGCUGUACCUGCUGGAAUAGAGAGAAACAGAGCAGACAGGUCAAGGGUAGCAUAGCAACAUCACUUAAUAGUUGGUACUGCUAUUUCAAACAAGAGUGAGAGAGGGGAGAAUUCCCAGGUAAAGUGCUGUACAGUUU
Pelecanus crispus (Dalmatian pelican) is the source of this 1037-nucleotide messenger RNA. The record is from RefSeq and is a predicted model, not a curated record. Lineage: Eukaryota; Metazoa; Chordata; Aves; Pelecaniformes; Pelecanidae.